CCAUGUCUCAAUGUGUCCAAAUCUUAGUUUGAUUCACAUAUAGUCGAAAAUCUUGCCUAGGAUCCCCGGCCUCUUGAUCGCAUUAAAAACCAGCAGAACAUUGAAUUAAGUUUUUUACUGGUGCCACUACACGAGUACCUACCUGCUGUAAAGUACAUAUAGACAAAAAAGAAAACCACCACAAAACACGGUCCUCAUCUCCACCAUGCCGCGUGGCAAACUUACGUGGGACGAGGACGCGACAUUCCCAAUCCACAGCUUUCUCCGCCAAUAUUGGGACCCUCAAGAUGUUCACAUGGUCGAGGUCCUGUGGGAGGGCAUCUGGGACCCAUCGGUCAUUCGAACUUGGGAGCCCGCAUCGCAGGUACUGCCUGGUAAUUCCUUGCUAUUGAAGGAUUUGAACCGGAGAUGUGCGGCCUCAACCCCAGACCGCAGUCGACCGUCAUCACCUCAGCCUGCCGAGAUCGACCUGGUGGAUGCGAUGCAGCUCUUGCGGUCGCAUCGCCAAACUGUCGUCUUCUCGGGUGCUGGCAUCUCCGUCUCUGCAGGAAUUCCAACCUUUGCCGACUCGCAACUCAAACGGUCUGAUUUUCAGGCGUCAACAGUCGACGAUGACGCCUUUCAACAUGACAUGACGGACCUCUGGCAUCUCACGCAGCAGGCCAAACCUACACCGUUCCAUGUAUUGUUGGAAGAGCAACCAAGUAUUGUUCUGCACAUCACGCAGAACAUAGACUGUCUGGAACGGUCUCUCCCUGCCGCCGAGAGGAAAACAGUCCGACUGCACGGGUGCCUCGACACGGUCCGGUGCAGCGUCUGCCCCAGCGAUCACAGGUGGCUUCGAACCGACGAGGGCGCACCCGAGCCCCGCGGCCCAUGUACCAAAUGUGAAGCAGACGCCAGCCGUCGUCGGGCCAACGGCCAGCGCGUGCGCAACGUCAAGUCUCGCGUCGAGGCCGACGUGCGCCGGUACGACGAGACGGCCAAGGAGAUACCCGACAUUAGCAACAUCGCCGGUGGCGGAGGGCUGAAAAACUUUGACAGCAUUCUGGUCGUCGGUACGGCGGCCACCAUCCCCAAUGUGCAAGCCAUGAUUGCGAAGCUGUCGCAUGCGGUGCACGAGAGGGGAGAUGGAGGAGUGGUGAUCUGGGUCGGGCCCAAGGCCCCAUCACCGAGCCGCGCCGCGCGCCUUGGGUUGGAUUACUGGCUUUGCGUCGAGGCGGAUGAAUUCGCCCAAGAGUACGGCCGGAUAGGUCGCCGCCAGAAGCCAUUGAGGAGUAAGUGAUGAUUUGUUGUCCGACAGCGAGAUUCCAAUAUAAUCAGUCGUGAGCUCCAUUGUGAGUGUUGCUAUUCAAGAGCUUGAGAAUUCCG
Pyricularia oryzae 70-15 is the source of this 1371-nucleotide messenger RNA. RefSeq lists its product as uncharacterized. The transcript has 2 exons. Gene Ontology annotation, molecular function: NAD+ binding. The record is from RefSeq and is a predicted model, not a curated record. Lineage: Eukaryota; Fungi; Ascomycota; Sordariomycetes; Magnaporthales; Pyriculariaceae. Bases 206 to 1285 code for a protein of 359 amino acids.